UGUAUUUUGCCGUUUGGCGCGCAAACAUCAAUAUUAUAUUCGCAAGCAAUCGCACCGAGAACAAUCCAACGCACAAUUCAAAAUGUCAGACGAAGCAAAACCUGCCAAGGCUAAGAAGCCAGCCAAGCCUGCAGAGCACCCAAAGUACUCUGAUAUGGUCGUAGCAGCCAUCGGCGCCCUAAAGGAACGCAACGGAUCGUCCCGCCAGGCCAUCGAGAAAUACAUCAAGGGCAACUACAAGGUCGGAGACGGCGUUGGUGUCCAUCUUAAGCUGGCGCUCAAGCGCAUGAGCGACAAGGGAAAACUAGUGCACACCAAAGGUGUAGGAGCUUCUGGUUCCUUCAAACUGAACAAGGCUGCUGUUGAGAAACCAAAGAAAGCGAAGAAGCCAGUAGCAAAGAAACCCAAGGCUGCCAAGAAACCCGCCGCCAAGAAGUCCCCGAAGAAAGCUGCAGCAAAGAAGUCCCCCAAGAAGGCAGCGAAAAAGCCUGCUGCUAAGAAACCGGCCGCCAAGAAAGCAGCGAAGAAACCCGCCGCUAAGAAGGCUGCGGCAAAGCCUGCCAAGAAACCGGCCGCCAAGAAAGCAACGAAGAAACCCGCCGUAAAAAAGGCCGCCAAAAAGCCAGCCAAGAAGUAGAGCGGUCCAAAGUCGCUUUAUUACACACACAAACCAAACGGCUCUCUUAGGAGCCAUCCACAUUUAUAAAAGCAAGGCCACAUGCACUCUUAUCUGCAUCUCAUGCUCUCAUUAAAUCACACCUUUCAAGAAAUAGGCCGCCAAAAAGCGAGCCAAGAAGUAGAGGGGUCUAAAGUCAUUUAUUAUACACACACAAAUCAAACGGCACUUAGGAACCAUCCACAUUUAUAAAAGCAAGGCCACAUGCACUCUAUCUGCAUCUCAUGCUCUCAAUAAAUCACAUCUCACAAGAAACCCGCCGCCAAAAAGCCAGCCAAGAAGUAGAGCGGCCUAAAGUCGCUUUAUUACACACACAAACCAAACGGCUCUUUUAGGAACCAUCCACAUUUAUAAAAGCAAGGCCACAUGCACUUUAUCUGUAUCUCGUGUCCUCAAUAAAUCAUAGUAUCAAU
Messenger RNA from Nematostella vectensis (starlet sea anemone), 1089 nucleotides. RefSeq names its product histone H1-delta. The record is from RefSeq and is a predicted model, not a curated record. Gene Ontology annotation, molecular function: structural constituent of chromatin; nucleosomal DNA binding; double-stranded DNA binding. NCBI's taxonomy places the organism in Eukaryota, Metazoa, Cnidaria, Anthozoa, Actiniaria, Edwardsiidae. Gene Ontology annotation, biological process: negative regulation of DNA recombination; nucleosome assembly; chromosome condensation. The transcript has a single exon. The coding region runs from base 83 to 637 and encodes 184 amino acids. Gene Ontology annotation, cellular component: nucleosome; nucleus.